Messenger RNA from Impatiens glandulifera, 792 nucleotides. Its product is annotated as E3 ubiquitin-protein ligase RHA1B-like. Bases 61 to 615 code for a protein of 184 amino acids. The transcript has a single exon. Gene Ontology annotation, biological process: protein ubiquitination. The record is from RefSeq and is a predicted model, not a curated record. NCBI's taxonomy places the organism in Eukaryota, Viridiplantae, Streptophyta, Magnoliopsida, Ericales, Balsaminaceae. Gene Ontology annotation, molecular function: ubiquitin protein ligase activity.
AUUAAUUUCUUCAUCAUCUCUCUCUUCAAUUCAUUUCAGAAUUCAAAGAUCAUAGAAGAAAUGUUAUCCAGAUUCGAGAAACUUCGAUUGAUCAAAAGCGCAAUCAUCAUAACCGUCUACAUAAUUUCAUUCACACUCUAUUUCAUGUUCAAAGAAAUGAAGAAGAAAGCCAUAGCCGCACUCCCUAAGUUCCAUUUCUUCAAUCAAGUCGCCGAUCAUCAAAUCAACAACAGUACAAUCGCUAGCCACAUCUUCAUCGACGGCAGUUCUCCAAUACCUAAAGAAAUCGUAACCGCUGCCAUCAAGCUGAGUCUACCCAUUAUCAGGUACGAAGAUUUUCAUGAAUUGAUGAAGAUAGAGACGAAAUCGAUUGUUAUUCAGCAUGAUUCAAAUGGGUCUUGUGUUGUUUGUUGGGAAAGGGUUGAGUUGAGUGAUGAAAUUAGGGAUCUGGUUAAUUGUAGACAUGUGUUUCAUAAAGAUUGUUUGGAUAAUUGGCUUGAUGAAGGACAAAUUACUUGUCCGAUUUGUAGAUCUAUGCUUCUUCCUCCGUUUAUUAAUCCAUGGACGGUUGUUCUUGAAUCAAACUCGUCUAUGGAGAGAUCUGAUAGUUUAUGAAUCAUCUUGGAUCCAGUAUGAUCUUAGAAGAAGAAGAAGAAAUCAACGAUCCAUGUAUGUCAAUCGAUCUCCACUGUUUCUUUUCCUAUUCUUCUUGUAGGAGUAGAAUUUAUACCGUAAUGCAUUUUUCCAUCAACUUUUUUUUUUUAAACUGAAUUUUAUAAAAAUUAUAAUCAA